AUAAAAAAGAAUAUAAAUGUCUUUAUCUUCUUUAUUUAUUUAUAAUCUUUUCAUCUCAUAUUUUACUAUGUAUUUUAUAUUGAUUCUUGUCACUUUACAUGUAGCAUCAGCUUUAUCUAUUCUACGCCCUUCUUCUCCUGAAAUGGAUAGGUCAAGAGUAACUAUGAAUAGAAUAGAAAAAAAUCGUUGGAGACAUAUGAAGAUUGCAUCUCCCGAUGGUUUAUUUUCUGCAGCUGCAAAUAAUAAUAUUGAUAUGUUAUCUAUUGUUCCUAUGGUAAUUAUGUCUGAAUCUGCUUUUCAUUCAAUAGAUGAAUCUUCUUUUCAUGUGAAUGAUCAUCCAUCAAGUAUCUUAUUAGAAGGUACCUCUAAGGAACAUAUAAAAUAGACAGCAUUAAAGUCUUAUUCAUAAUAGCAGCUGUAAAUACUAGACACUAAAAGAAGUUCACCGGUCAAGGUAAUGAUGGUGAAAUAAAAAUGAAUGUUCCU
This is a messenger RNA of Cokeromyces recurvatus, 486 nucleotides long. RefSeq lists its product as uncharacterized. The transcript has a single exon. The annotation marks the transcript as partial. The record is from RefSeq and is a predicted model, not a curated record. NCBI's taxonomy places the organism in Eukaryota, Fungi, Mucoromycota, Mucoromycetes, Mucorales, Mucoraceae.